Carassius carassius (crucian carp) is the source of this 2814-nucleotide messenger RNA. RefSeq names its product T-box transcription factor TBX6L-like. Bases 279 to 1922 code for a protein of 547 amino acids. Gene Ontology annotation, cellular component: nucleus. The transcript is spliced from 9 exons. The record is from RefSeq and is a predicted model, not a curated record. NCBI's taxonomy places the organism in Eukaryota, Metazoa, Chordata, Actinopteri, Cypriniformes, Cyprinidae. Gene Ontology annotation, molecular function: RNA polymerase II cis-regulatory region sequence-specific DNA binding; DNA-binding transcription factor activity, RNA polymerase II-specific. Gene Ontology annotation, biological process: vasculogenesis; heart looping; cell fate specification.
AACCCUUGGCUUUUAAAGUCAAAUGCACCCCCCUUUCCCCCAGAUCCAGAGAUUGUUGUUUCUACACACCUUUGUGGGCAAGCUGGAGCACAAACUGGGAACCGGGAGAGACAAAAAGGCAGAUCAAAGACGAGACUGAUGUUUUGACAGAAGUGCACAUACACACCUCUGUCCUCUUUGAAGUUACGCAAAGGUAGCAUCCUAAAGGAUAGUCCUAGUGAGCCAUUGGCUUGCUACAAACCUCUGGACAAGUCACUUUAGUUUGUUGCUCCAGUCUCAUGGUCAUGUAUCUUCCAGAGGAAAGGCCUGAGCUGGACUUACCUUACCAAAUGAAUUAUUUAGCUAAUAACUAUGGAUAUUAUCCACAAGACUGUAAGGAAUCCCUUUUCCGCACUCAACAUGGCCUCAGUAGCAGGAUGAACAGUCCUGAAGCUGAACUGACCUCACUGCCAGUGCAUGUAUCCCUGCAAGAUCGAGAGCUUUGGGACAAAUUCAGCAGUAUUGGCACUGAGAUGCUGAUUACUAAAUCUGGAAGGCGGAUGUUUCCCAGCUGCAAAGUAACAGUGACAGGACUAAAUCCAAAAGUCAAGUAUGUGCUGAUAAUGGACAUGGUGCCUUUUGAUAACCACAAGUACAAGUGGAAUAAGGAGCACUGGGAAGUGAAUGGUUCGACUGAUCCACACCUGCCCAAUCGGUUCUUCAUCCAUCCAGACUCUCCUGCACCUGGAGAGAAAUGGAUGCAGUAUCCAAUCUCCUUUCACAAGCUCAAACUGACCAACAACACCCUUAACUCUAAUGGCCUGGUGGUUCUCCACUCCAUGCACAAAUAUCAGCCCCGUCUACACAUUGUCCAAUCUCCAGAUGCCUGUAACCCUCACAACUCUGGCGGUUACCUGCGCUUCACCUUCCCUGAAGCUGCUUUUAUAGCUGUCACAGCCUACCAGAACCAAGAGAUCACAAAACUCAAGAUUGACAACAACCCCUUUGCUAAAGGCUUUCGUGACAAUGGGCUGAACAGGAAAAGGUUAAGAGAAAAAGAGAGCCAAGAGACCCAGGAUUCCACUGGGCAGGCCAAACAGGAUUUGACAUCAAACAACCAUGUAGGACAGCCACAGAAGGAUGAGGAUGUGGAUGUGGAUGUGACUGUGUCCAGCUCUGUUGACAGCAGCAGAACACUGAGUUCUUCUUCUGUCACCCCCAACCCUUUCAUAUCAGCCUUCAUAAACUCCAGCACUGGUGGGACACCUUCACCCCAUCAGACCCACAGCAUUCUCAGCCUCAAUAACAGACCCCUGAACAGUCCGAGAGGAGCCAGACCCUCCAGCCUCCACAGUCUGUGUGCAGCUUUGCCCGUGGCCCAGAGCUUCUGUGUCCAGUCCUCCACAGGAGACACCGACCUCAGCAGACUGCCAUCUCAGAUCAGCAGCCCUCUAAACCUUCAGCAGCACCAUCACCAGCACAGCAGCCCAGCCAGAUCCAUCAUCCAGCUCCAGCCUUAUUUUCAGACCCCUCCACAUCCCUCACCACAAUGUCCUGACAUGGAGCUGCCCCUCCCUCUGCCCCCGAAACUGAGCCGGAUGCAACUCCCAGAAAGUGCCCUGAGGAACCCGGAGAUGACCUCAGUCUUUGACUAUGCUAAUCUGAGGCCCCUCACUGACAUCCUCAACAGGAUCCAUUUUCGAGCAUUAGCCUCAGGACCAUCGGGGAAGGUCCUGCCAAAUCCCCCCCAAUCAGAGCAGUACCUCCGUGGCUCAGAACGAGAGCUGCGUCCGCAGAUUUAUCCAGCGCUUCAGGAACACAUCAAUCAGCAGUUCACAUUAAACGGCAUGUGGAGCAGCCAGACUGAACACAGAUCACAGAUGGACUACGUCAGUGCCAGAGCAAGAACUGAAUAUUACUGUGAACAGCAGAUUGGGAAAUGACGUUUUUCAGUCAUCAUUGAAUUAUGACUCAUUUCCAGUAGUGGUCUGAAUUAGUGGUUUACAAAGCAGAGUUGAACACUGAGGGGUUCCCAACAAAAGAAUGUAAAUAUUUUCAGCGGGAUAUGAGGUUGUUAGUUGUCACUACUGUCCAUAUUUAUGUUAAGCCGGUUACUGUCUGAACUUUAAACUGCUUAACAUCUUAAGUCAACAUGAAACCAUUCAGACUUCCAAGUAAUUCUGCAGACCACACUUUUGCCGUUUCUAUUUUAAUUUCUGACCCUGUGUGAAUUUUUUUUUUUUUUUUUUUUACAUUAAACCUAAAUACAGUUUUUUUUAAGUUAUCACAACUAUACAUUUUCUUAGCGAUGUAAAGUUGCCUUUACAAACAGCAUACACUCUACUGACACUGCUGUGCAUCUUUCAGUCUAGUGAAAAAUGGCAAAUAUUUCACACGCAAAAAAGUCAAAUCAAGAUGAAUUUAUUGACUGAUCAGAAACAGAUUUCUUAUUAGAUACAUAUAUUGUAUAUUUAUUUUACAACAAGCUAUAGGCAUUGACUAUAUGCACUGCUAUAUAACAUUCUCAGUAUGAUUGUUAGUGAUGGAAACAUCACACAACUCUAGAACAUCAGCUCUCGUUAGUUUGAUUAAUCAUAGAAAAGUUUUUCGAAGCCUGAAGUUGAUUUUAAAUGUGUGCAACAUCUUAUAAACAAUGGCUAUAUUUUUAAAGCAGUUCCCCUUUUCCCAGCUGAAACAGAUAUUGCUGUAAAAUAACAAACACACUUUAUUUUGAAAUAUGAAAAUUGAACAUCAAUUUGAAUGAACUUGUUUCUGACAAAGAACAUUCGUUCACAAAUUAUUUUUCCAAAGUGUAUUGUUGUAAAAAAAAUGUUA